Molecule: messenger RNA, 1026 nt
Organism: Pyricularia pennisetigena
Lineage: Eukaryota; Fungi; Ascomycota; Sordariomycetes; Magnaporthales; Pyriculariaceae
Exons: 2
Coding region: 1-1026 (341 amino acids)
Biological process (GO): cell wall organization; carbohydrate metabolic process
Cellular component (GO): cell surface; fungal-type cell wall; extracellular region
Molecular function (GO): glucan endo-1,3-beta-D-glucosidase activity; 1,3-beta-glucanosyltransferase activity
Source: RefSeq, a predicted model, not a curated record
AUGCGACCCAGAAGUCUCGCGGUCGCCCUUGCGGCCACCUCCCCGCUCGCCGCGCAGGCGUGCACCACCCAAGGCAGCACGCCCUCGGCGGGCAUCCACCAGGGCUUCAACUACGGCUCCCGCAACAGCACGGGCGGCUGCCGCGACCGGGGCGAAUUCACGCGCCUCUUCAACCUCGCCCGCUCGCUCCCCGCGGCAUCCCCGGACGGCGCCUUCUCCUCGGCCAGGCUCUACACCACCAUCGAGUGCGGCACCGAGGGCUCGCCGGACCCCAGGCCCAUCUCGGCCUUCCAGGCCGCCGUCGACACCAACACCACCCUGCUCCUCGGGCUGUGGGCCAGUUCCGGCCAGGUCGGCUUCACCAGAGAGCUCAACACGCUCGUCGCCGCCCUCGCCGACCCGGCCUACGGCUCCCAGCUGGCGGGGCUGGUGGUCGGCCUCGCCGUCGGGUCCGAGGACAUGUUCCGCGCCGACGCCAUCGCCCGCGGCACGUGCGGAGCGGACGUUUCUCGGUGCGCGGCGGGCGCCACGGCCGCCGAGAUAGCGGCGUACGUGCAGCAGACGCGAGCCGCGCUGCAGGGUACGGCGUUGGCCGGCGUCGCCAUCGGGCAUGUCGACACCCCCGGGGCGUGGGUGCUCGACGGGGCGGCGGCGCUGGUGCAGCAGUUGGACUGGGUCGGGCACAACUCGUUCCCGUACUGGGAGGAGGGCGGCCAGGAGAACGGCAUCGACAACGCCGGCGGGAGAUUCGAUGGCGCCUUGGGGGUGACCAUUGCUGCUGCAGGCCGCCUGCCUGUUUGGGUCACGGAGACUGGAUGGCCUUCGAGUGGUCCAAACUCGGGAAACGCCGAGGCGUCGCCGGCCAACGCCAUGAAGUACUGGCGCGACGUGGGCCGACAGCGGUUGUUUGGUCAACGAUGCACUUGGUGGUACAUCCUGGAAGACAGCAACCCGGACCAGUCGGCAUUGUCGUUUGCCGUGUGGGACUCAAGCGCAGGCCAGACCAGGUUUUCUCUGGAUGGAUGA